UGACUGACCCCUUACCCAAUCGUACGAAUAUGCUCCAAAAUUCCGGUCCAAUUUCGGCAAAGGCGUGGUUUAGAAAAUCAAAAUAACCGGUCUAGUAAACUCGGUUCGUCGAGCGAUUCCCCAAUCUUUAUUUAUUCAACUAUUCCCUUGACUCCUUCCGGUUUUCUCCAUACAAGUGGAGAACCAAGGUUUAAGCCAAUUCUCAAUCCCAAAUACCAAAACCCCCCCUGAAAUCUUCCGAGUUCCGACAAUCAAACCCAGUUCUCUGUUCUCAGACUGUCGGACGGUUUUCUCACUUAUUUACCGGCAAUAACACGAGUCAGAUCAACACUCGAUCGAUGGCUAGGAAACGAAAACGAUCACGCUUGGAGAAAGCGAUAAACUCACCGGCGGAGAAAGAACAUGGAACGAGUCCUAACCUCACCAAGUACUGGUUCCAACGCUACGACCUCUUCUCAAAAUACGACCAAGGAAUCGAGAUGGACGAAGAAGGAUGGUACUCCGUAACCCCCGAGGCAAUCGCAGUCAAACAAGCAGAGAGAUGCCGUGGCAAAGUGGUGAUCGAUUGCUUCUCAGGCGUUGGCGGUAACACCAUCCAGUUCGCUAAAGUAUGUGCUUCUGUGAUUGCUAUAGACAUUGAUCCUGCGAAGGUCGAUAUGGCUAUUAACAAUGCAAUGGUUUAUGGAGUUGAUGAUCGUGUAGAUUAUGUCGUUGGUGAUUUCAUUCACUUAGCUCCAUCUCUCAAAGGAGAUGUUUUGUUUCUUUCGCCACCAUGGGGAGGACCAAUGUAUAACAAAGUUGAGAGUUACACACUGGACAUGCUCCAACCAAAAGACGGGUACUCAUUGUUUCAGAUUGCUCAAUCCAUCACGCCUAACAUCAUAAUGUUUCUACCGCGGAAUGUUGAUUUAUCACAAUUGGAAGAACUCGCUUGGCUCUCCUCGCCUCCUCUAAAUCUUGAGAUAGAAGAAAACUGUGUUGGAGGAAAAAUCAAAGCCAUAACGGCUUAUUUUAGUUGCAGUGCGGUUUAGUUGAGAAAAUUAGGACUAUUAUUGCAUCAAAGGACCAUCUAUCUUCCUAGUGCAUCAAGCGGUAGAGGAGUUGCUCAUUUCAUUAGAUGUUCUUUCAACCUUGUAAUUUUUUAGGGGGAGUUUUUUUUUGUAUAAUCCUGAUUUAAGGACACAUAACUCAUUCUAUCUUAACAUGUUUAAUUGUCCAAUGAAUAUAUUUUCAUGAGACUUAUCAUUUA
Molecule: messenger RNA, 1249 nt
Organism: Raphanus sativus (radish)
Lineage: Eukaryota; Viridiplantae; Streptophyta; Magnoliopsida; Brassicales; Brassicaceae
Exons: 6
Coding region: 339-1031 (230 amino acids)
Biological process (GO): 7-methylguanosine cap hypermethylation; 7-methylguanosine RNA capping
Cellular component (GO): nucleus
Molecular function (GO): RNA cap trimethylguanosine synthase activity
Source: RefSeq, a predicted model, not a curated record